This is a messenger RNA of Girardinichthys multiradiatus, 16798 nucleotides long. RefSeq names its product ubiquitin protein ligase E3 component n-recognin 4 (gene ubr4). The coding region runs from base 25 to 15636 and encodes 5203 amino acids. The record is from RefSeq and is a predicted model, not a curated record. The transcript has 106 exons. Gene Ontology annotation, molecular function: zinc ion binding; protein binding. Lineage: Eukaryota; Metazoa; Chordata; Actinopteri; Cyprinodontiformes; Goodeidae.
UAGUUUUUUCUAUGGGAUUUCAAGAUGGCGUCGAGCGGAGGAGAGGGGGAGCACGAAUGGACAGCGGCAGUACGACCGCUUUUAUCGGCUUCGUACACCGCUUUUGAAACAAAGGAGCUACCUCAGCUCAUUGGCUCUAUAAUUAACAGUGAAUCGGACAUCCUUCACCAUGACAAACAAUAUGAGCCUUUCUACUCCUCGUUUGUGGCUCUUUCUGCACAUUACAUCACCACAGUUUGUGGUCAGAUACCGGGAAAUCAGCUGCUGUCGGUGGCUGCAGCGUGCAAAGUACUGAUUGAAUUUUCAUUGCUGCGAUUGGAGAAUCCAGAUGAAGCAUGUGCUGUAUCACAGAAACAUCUGAUUCUUCUGAUAAAAGGACUUUGCACCGGCUGCAGCAGACUCGAUCGCACAGAGAUAAUUACAUUUACUGCUAUGAUGAAGUCUGCCAAGUUGCCUCAAACUAUCAAGACCCUCUCGGAUGUGGAAGAUCAGAAGGAGUUGCCCAGUGUUGUGAGCCCAGAGCUUCGACAAAAAGAAGUCCAAAUGAACUUCUUUAAUCAGUUGACUUCAGUUUUUAACCCAGACCUUACCUCCAUCUUGGGUUCACCAUCAGCAGCGCACAUGCAGGCUGAGAGCGACUCCGAUGACCAAACCACGGAUCAAGCUAUUCAGGCCAAGAUGAAGAAUGCGUUUGUCUCUCAGAAUGUGUCGAGCUUACAGGAACUGGGUGGGUCUGAAAAGUUACUACAAGUGUGUCUAAACCUGCCAUACUUUCUACGUUACAUCAACCGGUUCCAAGAUGCUGUUUCAGCCAACUCUUUCUUCAUCAUGCCAGCCACAGUGGCUGAUGCCACUGCUGUCCGCAAUGGAUUUCACUCGCUGGUUAUUGACGUCACCAUGGCUCUGGAUACACUGUCCCUUCCUGUACUGGAACCCCUAACACCAGGAAGACUCCUGGAUAUGACUGUGCUGGCCCUUAGCUGUCUUUAUGCUGGUGUGAGUGUGGCCACAUGCAUGGCGAUUCUACAGGUGGGCAGCGGAUUGCAGCUUCGAUCUGCCUCCACUGGAACUAAAGAAGAAGACUAUGAAAAUGACGCUGCCACCAUUGUUCAGAAAUGUCUGGAGAUCUAUGAAAUGAUCGGACAAGCAAUAAGCAACUCCCGCCGAGCUGGAGGAGAGCAUUAUCAGAACUUCCAGCUGCUUGGAGCCUGGUGCCUCUUAAACAGCUUGUACCUGAUUCUAAACCUGAGCCCAACUGCCUUGGCAGAUAAAGGGAAAGAGAAGGACCCCUUGGCUGCCCUGCGUGUCCGGGAUAUUGCUGCUCGCACCAAGGAUGGCGCAGGAUCGCCAAAACUUGGCCCUGGCAAAGGACACCAAGGGUUUGGGAUAUUGUCUGUUAUACUGGCCAAUCACGCCAUCAAACUUUUGACUUCACUCUUCCAGGAUUUGCAAGUAGAGGCGCUGCACCGGGGUUGGGCAAGUGAUGGACCACCAGCUGAGCUCAACAUCAUGGCACAAAGCACUUCAAUCCAGAGGGUCCAAAGACUCAUAGACUCCGUUCCUCUAACAAAUCUGCUAUUCACCCUCCUCUCCACGGCUUACAAAAAGGCUUGCGUUCUCCAGCGCCAAAGAAAGGGGUCAGUUAGCAGUGAUGCCAGUGCUUCAACAGAUUCAAACACCUACUAUGAAGAUGAUUUCAGCAGUACAGAGGAGGAUAGCAGCCAAGCAGAGAGAAGAGAGGAGAAGACAAGUGCAGCUUGUGUCUCAGAUGAUGACAGUGAACCUAUCUUGGGACUGUGGUUUGAAGAGGCUAUUUCACCAACCAAAGAUAAAGUGGCUCCACCACCCCCUCCGCCUCCUCCACCCCUGGAGACCUCACCCCGACUCAAGAGCCCCAGCAAACAAAAUCCAAGUGAAAAUGGCAACAUUUUAGCAGGUCGGAAGGAUCCUGAAAUGUUCCUCAGUUUGGCCUCCAGCAUCCUGAACUUCAUCACCACCUCAAUGCUGAAGUCCAGAAACAACUUCAUUCGCAACUACGUGAGCGUCUCGCUGACAGAGCAGAACAUGGCUACACUUGCCAGCAUCAUCAAAGACGUGGAUAAAGAUGUCAAAGGUUCCUCAGAUGAAGUGUUUUCUUUAGCUCUGUACCACUUCAACCACACCCUAGUAACCUCAGAUCUUCCAUCUCCGGUUUUGCAGAACACACUCCUGCAACAGUUGGGUGUUGCCCCCUUUUCAGAAGGUCCCUGGCCUCUGUACAUUCACCCUCAGUCCUUGUCGGUCCUCUCCAGACUUCUCCUCAUCUGGCAGCACAAAGCCAGUUUGCAGGGGGAACCAGAUGUGCCAGAGUGCAUGAAAGUCUGGGAAAGAUUUUUAGGAACCCUGAAACAACACACCAUCCUGGGCUCCAUCCAUUCAGAGGAUGACCUUAAUGUGGAACAUCUCCAGUUGCUCUUGCUCCUUUUCCACAAUCUGUCAGAACGUGGUCGACGAUCGGUCCUCGCCAUGCUCACUCAGACCAUUAUUGAAGUGGCACAGAGCAGAGAUUCCCAGCUGAAGUCUGUCCCCCUCCACCUGGCCCGUUUGCUACUUGUUUUUGACUACCUGCUACGUCACUACUCCAAGGCUCCCUUGUACCUCUUUGAGCAGGUGCAGUACAACCUCCUCACCCCACCAUCCAGUGGACCGGGUUCUGUUCAGGAAGGUGGGAAACGUGGUAGUCUCCCGCUGUACUACGGCUUUAAAGAGGUGGAGGAGAACUGGGCCAAACACUGUUCAGCAGAUUCAAAUGUUCAGCCCAAGUUCUACUGUGUGCUAUCACCUGAGGCAUCGGAGGAUGAUAUCAGCAGAUUGGAUGCCAAGGCAUUUCCAAAGUUGGUCGGUGGGGCAGUUAAAUAUGAUGAGCUGUAUGCGUGGCUUAUCUCACUGCUGGAAGCUGGCUCUCAGUUAGACACAGCCAGAAGACAGGAGAAUAAGCCCGUCACUCCUAUGGAGGCUUGCUCCCUUCAGUACUACUUCCUGGUACUCUGGAGAAUCCUGGGUGUGUUACCACCCUCUAAAGCUUUUAUGGAACAGCUGAAGACUGGUUGCAGUGACCCCAGUGAAAGUGACAUCUUGCAUACACUGCGAUGGUCCUCACGCCUGCGGGUGUCUACAUACGUGCACUGGAUGAAGGAGCACUUGGUGAAGCAGGGAAUGAAAGCAGACCAAGCAGCAUCUCUUGUUGAGACGACGGCAGCCAGGUGCAGCACUGUAAAAUAUGAUGUGGAACUUGGAGAGGAGUACAUUGCCAGACAGAUUUCCACCUUCUCAAGUGUUGACCCAAACGUCGUCCUUGCACUUCAUCAGUUGCCCUCCCUCCAAGCUAUUUAUACUCUGGAUGCAGUCAUCUCUAAAGUUCAGGUUUCCUUAGAUGAGCAUUUGUCCAAGGUUGCAAUUGAGGCCGACACCCACAAGUCCUCUGAUAUCACAAAAAACCUGCUGCCUGCUGCGCUACAGCUCACUGACAUUUAUACUGCCUUCACAAGGUCCUACCUGCUGCUGAACAUCCCAGAGGAAGGUGAAAACAAGCUGACUGGUGCAAAGCUCCAAGGUUAUGCUGGAGUUCUGUCCAUUGGCUCCACCCGCUGCAAGGCCAACCUGCUUGGUCCUAAUUUGAUGCAGAACUUGCCAUCAGCUGUACAAACAGUAUGUGAGACGUGGAACAGCGUCCACACAAAUGAGUUCCCCAACAUUGGCUCAUGGCGAAAUGCAUUCGCUAAUGACACCAUCCCAUCCGAGAGCUACAUCAGUGCCAUUCAAGCAGCACAUCUGGGCACUCUGAGUUGUCAGUCGUUGCCUCUGGCCUCUUCUCUUAAACACAUCCUUCUCUCCUUGGUCCGCCUCUCUGGUGACCUCAUUGUUACAGAAGAGUUGACUCCCACACAGGUUGUGAGCACGCUGCUGCCCCUGUUGCUAGAAAGCAGCACAGAGUGUGUAGCAGAAAUCAGCAGCACCUCGCUGGAGCGCAUUCUUGGCCCAGCAGAGUCUGAUGCCUUCCUAGCCCGCAUCUAUGAGCGAUUGGUCACAGGAUGCUACAAUAUCAUUGCCAAUCACUCAGACCCUCACAGUGGCUUGGAUGAGUCGGUUCUUGAGGAAUGCCUUCAGUACCUUGAGAAACAGCUUGAGAGCAGUCAGGUCCGAAAAGCAAUGGAGGAAUUCUUUUCAUUCAGCGGUGAGCUUGUCCAGAUUAUGAUGGCCACAGCCAAUGAAAACCUGUCUGCAAAGUUCUGUAACAGGGUGCUGAAAUUCUUCACCAAGCUUUUCCAGCUCACUGAGAAGAGUCCAAACCCAAGUCUCCUAUGUUUGUGCGGUUCUCUGGCACAGCUGGCCUGCGUGGAACCGUCUCGUCUGCAGUCCUGGCUCACACGUAUGACGGCGACACCACCGAAGGACACAGAGCAGCUGGAAGUUGUGCAAGAAAACCGACAGCUGCUGCAGCUGCUCACCACUCAUAUUGUGCGCGACAAUAGUCAGGUUGGCGAAGGGGUUUGCACCGUCCUCCUCAGCACACUUAUUCCCAUGGCAACAGAGAUGUUGACCAAUGGGGAUGGAACAGGCUUCCCUGAGCUCAUGGCCAUCAUGGCAACCCUGGCCAGUGCUGGACAGGGGGCUGGUCACCUGCAGCUUCACAGGGCAGCUAUUGACUGGCUGACAAGAUGCAAAAAAUAUUUGACACAGAAGAAUGUGGUGGAGAAAGUUAGCACAAACCUAUCUCAUGGAAAGCAUGCCGUUAUGCUAGACUGCUCGUGCCACAUAAUUUCCUAUUUGGCUGAUGUGAUGAAUGCCCUGCGGCAAAGCAGCGGCCAGGGUACCUCGGCGCUGCUGGUGGAGGGAGAAGAGAAAGCAAUGGAAGUGGACUCUGACUGGGUGGAGGAACUUGCAGUGGAGGAGGAUGAUUCCCAGGCAGAGGACUCUGAUGAAGACUCACUUUGCAACAAACUCUGCACCUUUACCAUCACUCAGAAGGAGUUCAUGAACCAGCACUGGUACCACUGUCAUACCUGUAAGAUGGUAGAUGGGGUAGGUGUGUGCACAGUGUGUGCCAAGGUCUGUCACAAAGACCAUGAGAUCUCCUAUGCCAAAUAUGGCUCUUUCUUCUGUGACUGCGGUGCCAAAGAAGAUGGCAGCUGCCAGGUGAGACCGAAUACCUCAGGUCAUCAUGGGAAGAGAACAACAGCGGCCUUGGUGAAACGCAGCCCCAGCAGUGGCGUUGGCUCAACUCUGAAAGAGUCAUCAGCUUUCCAGAGUGAGCUGCGGAUGCCUGAGAGUGCCAUUAGACACCAGAACGCCUCUCCAUCUGAAAAGGGCAAGGUCACAAUCUGUGAUGGGAAAUCCAGUGAUGAAGAAAGACCAAAGAAAAACAGUGUCUGCAAGAGCAUUGAGGGCUGCCAGGAAGAGCUGCUAGCACAAGUGAUGGGAUCAUCCACUGCUGCUGUGAUUCUUGAGAUGCUCAUGUUUCUCAUGGAAGCCAUCCAAACAAACUUCCAGCAAGCAUCUGCAGUGGGAAGCAGCAGCCGGGCCCAGAAAGCCCUAAAUGAACUGCACACUCAGGACAAGAAUGUUGAGAUGACAGACCAGUUAAUGGUGCCUACACUUGGUUCUCAGGAAGGGGCUUUUGAAAAUGUGAGGAUGAAUUACAGUGGCGACCAAGGCCAAACAAUACGUCAGCUCAUCAGUGCACACGUCCUGCGGCGUGUGGCCAUGUGUGUCCUCUCCUCGCCCCAUGGCCGUCGCCAGCAUCUCGCUGUUAGCCAUGAAAAGGGGAAGAUAACAGUCCUGCAGUUGUCCACACUUCUGAAGCAAGCUGACUCUAGCAAGAGGAAGCUAACACUGACCCGACUGGCCUCUGCCCCAGUUCCUUUCACCGUGCUCAGUCUCACAGGCAACCCCUGUAAUGAAGACUACCUGGCUGUGUGUGGUCUAAAGGACUGCCACGUUCUAACAUUCAGUAGCACAGGCUCUGUCUCCGACCAUCUGGUGUUACAUCCUCAGCUAGCUACAGGCAAUUUCAUCAUCAAAGCUAUUUGGCUGCCAGGUUCUCAGACUGAGCUUGCAAUCAUCACAGCUGACUUUGUCAAGAUCUAUGACUUGUCAGUGGAUGCCCUGAGCCCCAUGUACUACUUCCUGCUUCCUAGCUCCAAGAUCCGCGAUGCAACCUUCCUUUUCAACGAAGAGGGAAAAAACAUCAUUGUAAUCAUGUCCUCAGCAGGUUACAUGUACACUCAAAUCAUGGAUGAAUCCAGCAGUGCUCAGCAUGGUCCUUUCUAUGUCACAAAUGUGUUGGAAAUAACCCAUGAUGAUUUGAAAGACAGCAACGGGCAGGUGGCCGGGGGUGGCGUGUCUGUUUACUACUCCCAUGUCCUUCAAAUGCUUUUCUUCAGCUACAGCCAGGGAAAAUCGUUUGGUGCCACAGUGAGCCGCAGCACAAUUGAAGUGCAGAGGCUCUUUCCCAUCAACAUUAAAGGCUCCAAUGGCGGCAGCAGUAAGUUGUCUCCUGCUCUGUGCCAGUGGUCAGAGGUGAUGAACCAUCCAGGUCUGGUCUGCUGUGUGCAACAGACAACUGGAAUUCCACUUGUGAUCAUGGUUAAACCUGACACGUUCCUCAUCCAGGAGAUCAAAACUCUGCCGGCUAAAGCAAAGAUUCAGGAUAUGGUUGCUAUCAGACACACUGCGAGCAACGAACAGCAGCGCACAACAAUGAUUCUUCUCUGCGAGGAUGGAAGCCUACGAAUCUACAUGGCAAACGUGGACAACACAUCAUACUGGCUGCAACCUUCCCUACAGCCAACAUGUGGCAUCAGCAUCAUGAAGCCAGUGCGCAAGCGCAAAGCUGCUGCUGCAACCACUCGGACCUCCAGUCAAGUGACUUUCCCAGUGGACUUCUUUGAACACAAUCAGCAACUGACAGAGGUGGAGUUCGGGGGUAAUGACUUGCUGCAGGUCUAUAAUGGGCAGCAGAUAAAACACCGGCUCAACUCUACAGGGAUGUAUGUGGCCAACACAAAGCCUGGAGGAUUUACCGUGGAAGUUGUGAACAACAACAGUUCAAUGGUGAUGACGGGCAUGCGAGUCCAAGUGGGCACUCAGGCCAUUGAGAGGGCUCCUUCCUAUGUUGAGGUCUUCGGCCGGACCAUGCAGAUAAACCUGACGAGAGCCCGCUGGUUUGAUUUCCCCUUCACUAGAGAGGAGGCCCUGCAGGCCGACAAGAAGCUGUCCAUAUUCAUUGGAGCAUCUGUUGAUCCAGCUGGAGUCACCAUGCUCGAUUCAGUAAAGAUCUAUGGUAAAACCAAGGAGCAGUUUGGCUGGCCGGAGGAUCCACCAGAAGACUUCUCUGGAUCAGUUAAUAAUGUUUGCAGCCCCAGCCUCAACCAGGGCAGUAGCAACUCUGAUGGAGACAUAGCUACACCAACCACAACCAGUGGCACUGUGCUGGAGAGUUCUGAAACUGAGUCCUUAUCAACAUUGGACCGAUUGGUGGUCAGCUCCCUUGAAGCUUUAGAAAACUGUUUUGCAGUAGGUUCAUCCAAUGAAAAGGAGAAAAACAAGGUUGCAGCUCUGGAGCUGGCCACUUUACUCCUGUCCAUGCCGACUCCAGCCGGUGUCCAGCACCAGACCAAGGGACUUCUGGCUAGUCUGCACACGAGCCGUACUGCCUACCACAACCAUAAGGACCAGUCCUUGCUGAGUAACGCAGUGCAGUGUUUGAACAGCUGCAGCCGUGAAGGAAAAGAACUGGACCCAGAUGUUUUUCAGAGGCUUGUGAUCACUGCACGCUCUAUUGCAAUCAUGAGACCCAACAACUUGGUGCAUUUCACAGAGAACAAGUCAUUGCACCAUGACUCUGACAUGACAGAGGAUGGGCAGAAGCACGUGGAUGGUGAAAGCUGUAACUUUAUCGCUCAGCUCAUGAAUAACUUCUGGAAACUCCAUUCCCAGAAACCAAAGAAUGCAUUUCUUGCACCUGCUUGCCUCCCUGGCCUGACGCAUGUGGAGGCAACAGUUAAUGCCUUGAUUGACAUCAUACAUGCCUACUGCACGUGUGAGCUGGAUUACAUCAAUGUAGCUUCCAAAAUCUACAUGCAGAUGUUACUCUGCCCUGACACUGCUGUGAGCUUUGCCUGUAAGCAGGCUCUGAUCAGAGUACUGCGGCCAAGAAACAAGCGACGUCAUGUGACACUUCCAUCGCCUCCACGCUCUAACACACCUAUUGGAGACAAGGAUGAUGAUGACGACGACGACGCGGAUGACAAAAUGCAAACAUCUGUGAUGACUGGAGGAGAAGAAGGUCAACAGGAGAGCCAAGAGCAGAAUGAAGUUGAUCACGGAGACUUUGAGAUGGUGUCUGAGUCAAUGGUCUUGGAGACGGCAGAUAAUGUCAACAAUGGAAAUCCUUCUCCUCUGGAGGCUCUGCUGGCUGGAGCUGAGGGAUACCCUCCUAUGCUCGACAUCCCUCCUGAUGCUGAUGAUGAGACUAUGGUAGAGCUUGCCAUUGCACUCAGUCUUCAGCAGGAUCAGCAAGGCAGUAAUAGCAGUGCUCUCGGCCUUCAAAGCCUUGGCAUGUCUGGCCAGGCUCCAAGCUCAUCAUCACUAGACGCUGGAACCCUUUCAGACACCACAGCAUCAGCUAUUGCUAUGAUUUCAGCCCCGGCAUCAGAUGAUGAGGGCAGCACAGCUGCUACUGAUGGGUCUACGCUGCGGACCUCCCCAGCUGAGCAUGGAGGCAGUGUGGGCUCAGAGAGUGGGGGUUCUGCUAUCGACUCUGUAGCAGGGGAGCACAGUGUGUCCGGACGCAGCAGUGCAUACGGAGACACGACAGUGGAGGGCCACCCAGUAGGUCCGGGCAGUGUGAGUUCCAGCACUGGAGCGAUCAGUACCACAACAGCACAGCAUGAAGGCGAAGGCUCAGAAGGAGAAGGAGAGACUGAGGGAGACAUCCACACAAGCAGCAGGUUGCAUAUGGUCCGCCUGAUGUUACUGGAGCGUUUGCUACAGCAUCUUUCUCAGCUCCAUAAUGUCGGCGGGGUUCAAGCCAUCCCCUAUAUGCAAGUUAUCCUAAUGUUGACAUCGGACCUUGAUGGGGAGGAUGAAAAGGAUAAGGGUGCUUUAGAUGACCUGCUCGCUCUGCUGAUCGCUGAGCUUGGAAUACACAAGAAGGAUGUGUCCAAAAAGAAUGAUCGAAGUUCGAUCAAUGAAGUCCACCUGGUCAUCAUGAGGCUACUUAGCGUCUUCAUGUCAAGGACCAAGUCUGGGUCUAAAUCUUCUUCAGAGUCUUCCUCUCUGAUUUCCAAUGCAACAGCGACAGCCUUGCUCAGCCUGGGCGCCAUCGACUACUGUCUCCAUGUGCUUAAGUCGCUCCUGGAGUUCUGGAAAAACCAGCAGGGUGAAGAGGAACCUACAUCCACCAGCCAGCUCCUUCGCCCCCACACAGUCUCCUCACCCCCUGACAUGAGCCCCUUUUUCCUUCGUCAAUAUGUCAAGGGACAUGCUGCUGAUGUGUUUGAGGCCUAUUCCCAGUUACUGACUGAAAUGGUGCUCCGGCUGCCGUAUCAGAUAAAGAAGAUUGCUGACACAAACCCUCGGAUCCUACCCCCUGUUUUUGACCAUUCUUGGUUCUACUAUCUAUCAGAGUACCUGAUGAUCCAGCAGACACCAUUCGUCAGGAGACAAGUCAGAAAGUUGUUGCUGUUCAUCUGCGGCUCCAAGGAAAAAUACCGUCAGCUGCGAGACCUGCACACUCUUGAUUCGCACGUCCGCAGCAUCAAGAAGCUUCUGGAGGAGCAAGGCAUCUUCCUUCGAGCUGGCGUAGUCACUGCGACAUCUGGUUCAGCUCUACAGUAUGACACACUCAUCAGUCUGAUGGAGCAUCUGAAAGCAUGCGCUGAAAUUGCUACGCAAAGGACGAUCAACUGGCAGAAGUUUUGUAUGAAGGAUGAUUCUGUGUUGUACUUCCUGCUGCAGGUCAGCUUUCUGGUGGAUGAGGGCGUUUCUCCAGUUCUGCUACAGCUCCUCUCCUGUGCCCUGUGUGGCAGCAAGGUAGUGGCCAGUUCCUCAUCUGGCUCUUCAUCGUUUUCCGGAGGUGGCUCCGGUAGUGCUGGUCAGGGAGGUGCUUCUCAGUCCUCUCAAAGCAAAUCUUCCAGCAAGAAAAGCAAGAAGGAAGACAAAGAAAAGGACAAAGAGGGUGAUGGUGUCAGCAGCCAGGAAGAUCAGCUGUGUAUGGCUCUGGUCAGUCAGCUGAACAAGUUUGCAGACAAAGAGACUCUGAUCCAGUUCUUGCGCUGCUUCCUACUCGAAUCAAACUCAUCUGCUGUUCGCUGGCAAGCCCACUGCCUGGCAUUACAUAUCUACAGGAACUCCAGCAAAUCUCAGCAGGAGCUGCUGCUCGAAUUGACUUGGGCCAUCUGGCCAGAGCUUCCGGCAUAUGGUCGCAAAGCUGCUCAGUUUGUUGACCUACUGGGAUAUUUCUCACUCAAAACUCCUCAAACAGAGAAAAAGCUGAAAGAGUAUUCCCAGAAAGCUGUAGAAAUCUUGAGAGCACAGAACCACAUCUUGACAAAUCACCCCAACUCCAACAUUUACAACACCCUCUCUGGUUUGGUGGAGUUUGAUGGCUUUUAUCUGGAGAGUGACCCCUGCUUGGUGUGCAACAACCCAGAGGUUCCCUUCUCAAAUAUCAAACUAUCCUCUAUCAAAGUGGACACCCGCUACACCACCACGCAGCAGGUUGUGAAGCUUAUUGGCAGCCACACCAUCAGCAAAGUCACAGUAAAGAUUGGUGACCUGAAACGCACCAAAAUGGUCCGCACCAUCAACCUCUAUUACAACAACAGGACUGUCCAGGCUAUUGUCGAGUUGAAGAAUAAGCCGGCUCGUUGGCACAAAGCAAAGAAAGUUCAGCUGACCCCUGGACAAACUGAGGUGAAGAUUGACCUCCCCUUACCCAUUGUUGCAUCCAACCUGAUGAUAGAGUUUUCAGAUUUUUACGAGAACUACCAAGCCUCCACUGAGACCCUGCAGUGUCCACGCUGCAGUGCCUCUGUGCCUGCUAAUCCUGGGGUGUGCGGCAACUGUGGCGAAAAUGUGUACCAGUGCCACAAGUGCAGGUCCAUCAACUAUGAUGAAAAAGACCCUUUCCUGUGCAAUGCAUGUGGCUUCUGCAAAUAUGCCAGAUUUGACUUCAUGCUGUAUGCUAAACCAUGCUGUGCUGUGGAUCCCAUAGAGAAUGAAGAAGACAGGAAAAAGGCUGUGACUAACAUUAACACCCUGCUGGACAAAGCUGACAGAGUCUACCACCAGCUGAUGGGUCACAGGCCUCAGUUAGAAAGCCUUUUGUCCAAAGUCAACGAAGCAGCACCAGAGAAACCUCAGGAUGACACCGGGGCAGGUGCAGGACUUGGUGCGUCCUCUGCUAAUGUGAACAGAUACAUUCAGCAGCUGGCUCAAGAGUACAGCGGAGACUGCAAGACAUCAUUUGAUGAGCUCUCCAAGAUAAUACAGAAAGUGCUUGCAUCUCGAAAAGAGCUCUUGGAGUAUGACCUGCAGCAGAGAGAAGCUGCCACUAAGUCGUCCCGGAGCAGCAGCAGCCACCAGCCCACCUUCACCGCCAGUCAGUACCGUGCCCUGUCUGUGCUUGGCUGCGGCCACACCUCCUCAAACAAGUGCUACGGAUGUGCAUCAGCUGUCACGGGCCACUGCAUUACACUGCUCCGUGCACUGGCCACUAACCCGGCUCUCCGGCAGAUCCUCGUCCUCCAGGGUCUUAUCCGGGAGUUGUUUGAGUAUAACCUGCGGCGAGGUACAGCAGCCAUGAGGGAAGAAGUGCGUCAGCUGAUCUGUCUCCUUACCAGAGAUCAUCCAGAGGCCACUCAGCAGAUGAAUGACCUCAUCAUCGCCAAGGUGUCUGCUGCCCUCAAAGGUCACUGGGCCAACCCUGACUUGGUUAGUAAUUUGCAGUAUGAGAUGCUUCUGCUAACGGACUCAAUUUCCAAAGAGGGAGGAUGCUGGGAGCUUCGAUUGCGUUGUGCUCUUAGCCUGUUCCUGAUGUCAGUUAAUAUAAAGACCCCUGUAGUUGUGGAGAACAUCACUCUCAUGUGCCUGAGAAUCCUGCAGAAGCUGAUAAAGCCUCCUGCACCAACUAGCAAGAAGAACAAGGAUGCUGCUACAGAGUCUCUGACCACAGUCAGGCCCUACAGCAAUGAAAUCCAUGCUCAGGCUCAACUUUGGCUGAAGAAGGAUCCCAAAGCAUCUUAUGAUGCCUGGAAGAAGUGCCUCCCAGCAAGAUGCCAAGAAGCUGUGUCAAAGUCACAGGGGAAGGCUGAGUUAAGAAAGCAGUAUCUGCAGGAAAAGUAUGUAUGGAAGUGGAAGCAGUUCAUGAGAUCCAGGAAAGGUGAAAGCCUCUUCCCUCGUCUGCUCAAACUGAGCCAUAACAACUGGCUACGGCAGGUUCUGUUUACACCAGCCACCCAGGCUGCCAGACAGGCUGCUUGCACUAUUGUGGAAGCCCUUACCACAAUCCCCAGCCGCAAGCAACAAGUCUUGGACCUGCUCACCAGUUACCUGGAUGAGCUGAGUGUGGCUGGAGAGUGUGCAGCAGAGUAUCUGGGUCUGUACCAGAAGCUGAUCAAGCCAACACACUGGAAGGUUUACCUGGCCGCCCGCGGAGUUCUGCCCUACAUUGGAAACCUGAUCACCAAGGAAAUAGCUAAUCUCCUGGCUCUGGAGGAGGCUACUCUGAGCACAGACUUACAGCAAGGCUACGCUCUGAAGAGCUUAACUGGACUGCUUUCCUCUUUUGUGGAGGUGGAGUCCAUCAAGCGGCAUUUCAAAAGCAGGUUGGUUGGCACAGUGCUGAAUGGUUACCUGUGUCUGAGGAAGCUGGUGGUGCAGCGCACCAAGCUAAUUGAUGAAACUCAGGACAUGCUCCUGGAGAUGCUGGAGGACAUGACAACAGGCACAGAGUCUGAAACCAAAGCCUUCAUGGCAGUGUGCAUCGAGACAGCGAAGCGGUACAACCUGGAUGAUUACAGAACACCCGUGUUCAUUUUUGAAAGACUGUGCAGCAUAAUCUACCCUGAGGAGAAUGAGGUGACUGAGUUCUUUGUGACCCUGGAGAAGGAUCCUCAACAGGAGGACUUCCUGCAGGGCCGCAUGCCAGGGAACCCUUACAGCAGCAAUGAGCCUGGCAUCGGCCCUCUGAUGAGGGACAUCAAGAACAAGAUCUGUCAAGACUGCGACCUUGUGGCGCUUCUAGAAGACGACAGUGGCAUGGAGCUUCUGGUCAACAACAAAAUCAUCAGCCUAGAUCUUUCUGUGGCUGAGGUCUACAAGAAGGUGUGGUGCCCUACGAAUGAGGGUGAGCCAAUGAGAAUCAUCUAUCGAAUGAGAGGUCUACUCGGAGAUGCCACUGAGGAGUUCAUAGAGUCGCUGGACUCGACCACAGAUGAAGAGGAGGACGACGAAGAAGUGUACAAGAUGGCAGGAGUCAUGGCUCAAUGUGGAGGUCUGGAGUGUAUGCUCAACCGGCUGUCUGGAAUCAAAGAUUUUAAACAAGGAAGACAUCUGCUAACUGUUUUGCUGAAGUUGUUCAGUUACUGUGUGAAGGUAAAGAUCAAUCGGCAACAACUGGUCAAACCGGAGAUGAACACACUCAACGUCAUGCUGGGAACUCUAAACCUGGCUUUGGUUGCAGAGCAGGAGAGUAAGGACAGCGGCGGAGCCUCCAUAGCGGAACAGGUUUUGAGCAUUAUGGAGAUCAUUCUUGAUGAAGCCAAUGCAGAGAUUUCAGAAGACAAGGGUAACCUUCUGCUCACGGGAGACAAAGACCAGCUUGUCAUGUUGUUAGACCAGAUCAACACCCCCUUUGUACGCUCAAACCCCAGCGUGCUGCAGGGCCUGCUGCGCAUCAUCCCAUACCUUUCCUUUGGUGAACUAGAGAAGAUGAAGAUUUUGGUGGAACGCUUUAAACCGUGCUGCAGCUUUGACAAGUAUGACGAGGAGCACAGUGGCGAAGACAAAGUGUUUUUGGAUUGCUUCUGUAAAAUCGCAGCUGGAAUCAAGAACAACAGCAACGGCCAUCAACUGAAAGAUCUUAUUCUUCAGAAAGGAAUCACUCAGAGUGCACUGGACUACAUGAAGAAACAUAUCCCAAAUGCAAAAAAUCUGGAUGCAGAUGUGUGGAAGAAGUUCCUAUCUAGACCAGCUCUGCCCUUCAUCCUUCGACUGCUUCGUGGUCUGGCUAUGCAGCAUCCACCCACUCAGGUAUUGAUAGGAACAGAUUCAAUAACCAACUUGCACAAGCUGGAGCAGGUAUCCAGCGACGAAGGCAUUGGAACCCUGGCAGAGAACCUUCUGGAGGCUCUGAGGGAACACAGGGACGUCAACCUGAAGAUUGAAGCAGCCCGCAGGGAAACCAGAGCUGAGAAGAAGCGAAUGGCUAUGGCCAUGAGACAAAAGGCUUUGGGAACUCUUGGCAUGACGACCAAUGAGAAGGGCCAAGUCGUCACAAAGACCUCACUUUUGAAGCAAAUGGAGGAGCUGAUAGAAGAGCCAGGUUUGACCUGCUGUAUCUGCAGAGAGGGUUACAAGUUCCAGCCAACCAAGGUUUUGGGUAUUUACACUUUUACAAAGCGUGUGGCCUUGGAGGAAUUUGAAAACAAGCCUCGCAAGCAGCAAGGCUACAGCACUGUGUCACACUUUAACAUAGUCCACUAUGACUGCCACCUGGCUGCUGUCAGGCUGGCUCGUGGGAGAGAAGAGUGGGACAGUGCUGCUCUCCAGAAUGCCAACACCAAGUGCAAUGGACUGCUGCCUGUGUGGGGGCCCCAUGUGCCAGAAUCAGCCUUUGCAACAUGCUUAGCAAGGCACAACACAUAUCUUCAGGAGUGCACAGGUCAGCGGGAGCCAACAUACCAACUCAACAUCCAUGACACCAAACUGCUGUUUCUCCGCUUCGCCACUGAGCAAUCGUUCAGCGUGGACACAGGAGGCGGAGGCCGAGAGAGCAACAUCCACCUCAUUCCCUACAUCCUCCACACAGUGCUCUACGUUCUCAACACUACGAGGGCUACGUCCCGAGAAGAGAAGAAUCUGCAGAGUUUCCAGGAGCAGCCGUGUGAGAAAUGGGUGGAGAGCUCUUACGAGGUUGAAGGACCUCAUUAUUUUACCAUCCUGGCCAUGCACAUAAUGCCUCCUGAACGGUGGAGGAGCUCACGGGUUUACUUCCUUCGAAGACUACUGGUGGCUGCACAUGCACGCAAUGUUUCUCCAGUCUCCACGAACAAAGUAACAGAUAAAACACCAAAGGAAUAUGCAGUGUACCGCUCUCCUCUUCUCUUCUGGGGCUUGGUGGAUCUGGUCUACGACAUGUUCAGGAAAGUACCAACCAGCAACACAGAAGGGGGCUGGUCCUUCUCACUGGCAGAAUAUGUCCGUCACAACGACAUGCCCAUCUAUGAGGCCUCCGAGAGAGUGCUUAGGGCCUUCCAGGAUGAGCUCAUGCCCGCUGAGUCCGUGUCUGAGUUUUCCGAUGUUGUAGGUCUCCUCUCUGAAAUCCCAGACCCAGACCUCUUUCUGCAGGAUUUGAUGAACUCUUUGCCCUGAACCAACCACCAGCCAAGCCCCUCUAACACACAAAUAUCCCUACAAAUAUAAUCGAUACAGCUACCAAUUUAAAAAACCAGAAAACUAAAAGAAAUUUACACUGAGACACAAAGAAAACAUAGUCUCCACCAUGCUUCCUACCCAACUUCCACAUCCCUAUGACAUCUCAGAAUAAACUAAGCAAAACUUGUGUGUAGUCUACAAAAAAAUAAACACCUCCGUAACACCAAGGCAACGCUGUUUAAAGGGGAACGAAACGGUUAAACAGAAUUUACUCUCCGCCAGACUGAUUUAAACUGCUGAGGUCUUCAUUUAAAAGGUCGGCAGUAUUAUCACAUUCACGCUCAGAUGUUUAGCUUUUAUUUGGCAGAAAUAACUUGUGAAUUCUGUUUUUGACUUUGAAGCCCUUCCCCCAAAUUCAGGGGUGCAACGUUAGAGGAACCGAAAUACUUCUGGGGUAUGACCCAACCCAUAUUAGGAGUGGCAUUUGAUUUUAUAUUUUCCUUUUUGUUUGUUUGCUUUGAGUUGGUUUGUGGUCAGGGUUUUUUAAAUUGGCAGAGGGCUUUCAUAGUCUCAUGGUUGUGGUGCCUGUCCUUUUCCUCUGCUGUUUAUUCUACAAGUAUAUUUGGAUUCUAACUGGAAAUUUGAGGGAUGGGCGGGAAAAUAAAAAUGUCUUAGGUUUGUUUUACCAACAUCAAAACCGAAACAGGAUUUAAAAAUGGAACAAAUUUCGAUUUAAUAUCUCUCAUAGAUUACUGUCUUUUUGAAGUAAAUUUAUAAAAGCAUCCAUCUGUUGCCAUGAGAUAUCAGUCAUGUCUAAAAUGACAAUAAAACAUACCUGCAUUACAUGCUUAAUCACUUUCCUCUUUGACUUAUGGUGUUGUUUGGUUUGGUUUCCUUAAUUUCUGAGGCCACUUCCCAUUAUUUUGACAAUUACAGCAGAAAUUAAAGUGAAGUAAAUCUGAUUUUCACUCUCAGCAACACAUUCACUUGCAGAUGACAGAAAACUUUGUCAUUCUUCAGAUCUAAGUGCAUGGUGUAAACUUUCCCCAGUUCAUAAUUGAUUAGCUUUUCCCGCUGCUGCAAUGUUUAAACUGUUGCUGAAUGUCUGCUUUUUGACGUUAGCAUAUAAUUAAUAAAGCUGUUAUAAGUUCAGUCUGAA